Mizuhopecten yessoensis (Yesso scallop) is the source of this 475-nucleotide messenger RNA. Its product is annotated as ankyrin repeat domain-containing protein 29-like. NCBI's taxonomy places the organism in Eukaryota, Metazoa, Mollusca, Bivalvia, Pectinida, Pectinidae. The record is from RefSeq and is a predicted model, not a curated record. Gene Ontology annotation, molecular function: protein binding. The coding region runs from base 122 to 460 and encodes 112 amino acids. The transcript has 4 exons.
UCCGCUUGAAGACAGACCCAACGAUGAGAACUUGACAGACUGCUUGUAGAGUGACAGAAUAUUCUUAGUAGACGAAACAACUGCUUUAGGAAAUUAUUCUAAAGGCUCUAGCAAUCCUGCGAUGUCUUUAAAGAAGGAGACUCCGUCUGACCAGCAGCUCCACCUGGCGGCACUCCAAGGAAACUUUGACCUCCUCAAACGUGUGCUGGACAGUGGAAAAGUUCACGUGGACUGUAAAGACAAGGAAGGAACAACUCCACUUAUACUAGCUGCAGCCAAUAAUCAUUUAGACUGUGUAAAAGAGUUAUUGAAACAAGGUGGAGAUCCUGCCGCUAGGAGACUGACGGGAACAUGUGCUUUAUUUUUUGCUGCCCAGGGUGGAUUCUUGGACAUAGUUAAAGUGUUAUUAGACAGUGGUGCACCGGUCGACAUCGCCAGUUAUGUAAGUAUCCAGCACUAGUGCUUAUAGCAUUAG